CCGGCUUCGUGCAUUCCAAGUACUAGAAGGAAAAUGGCAUUGAAUCUGAGGACCGGGCGGCACGCUCUGAGGGGAGCCCUGCGUCCCAUCGUCGCCACGCCCAGCCAUGCAUCUGCCCGCCGGACAUAUGCCACAGCCGAGCCGGACCUCAAGACGACGCUGAAGGAGGUGAUCCCUGCGAAGCGCGAGCUGCUCAAGAAGGUCAAGGCGCACGGGUCCAAGGUCAUCGGCGAGGUCAAAGUGGAGAACACGAUCGGCGGCAUGCGCGGGCUCAAGGCGAUGGUGUGGGAGGGCUCGGUGCUCGACGCCAACGAGGGCAUCCGCUUCCACGGCCGCACCAUCAAGGACUGCCAGAAGGAGCUGCCCAAGGGCAAGACGGGCACCGAGAUGUUGCCCGAGGCCAUGUUCUGGCUGCUGCUGACGGGCAAGGUGCCGUCGGUCAACCAGGUGCGCCAGUUCUCGCGCGAGCUCGCCGAGCAGGGCCAGCUGCCGACCUUCGUCAGCAAGAUGCUCGACGACUUCCCGCGCGACAUGCACCCAAUGACGCAGUUCGCCAUCGCCGUGUCGGCCCUCAACUACACGUCCAAGUUUGCCAAGGCGUACGAGAAGGGCCUCAACAAGGCCGACUACUGGGAGCCCACGUUCGACGACUGCAUCUCGCUGCUCGGCAAGCUGCCCACCAUCGCCGCCAAGAUCUACCAGAACAGCUACCGCGGCGGCGGACCCCUGCCCGCCGAGAUCGACCUCGAGCAGGACUGGUCCUACAACUUCGCCGCCAUGCUCGGCAAGGGCGGCCGCGAGAACGAGAACUUCCAGGACCUGCUGCGCCUGUACCUCGCCCUGCACGGCGACCACGAGGGCGGCAACGUCUCGGCCCACACCACCCACCUCGUCGGCUCCGCCCUGAGCGACCCCUUCCUCAGCUACAGCGCCGGUCUGCAGGGCCUAGCCGGGCCUCUGCACGGCCUCGCCGCCCAAGAAGUCCUCCGCUGGAUCCUACAACUGCAAUCCACCCUCCCCACCUCCUACACCGAAGACGACAUCCGCUCCUACCUCUGGACGACCCUCAACUCAGGCCGGGUCGUCCCGGGCUACGGGCACGCGGUGCUGCGCAAACCGGACCCGCGCUUCGAAGCGCUCAUGGACUACGCCGCCUCCCGGCCCGAGAUCUCCGAGGAUCCGGUGUUCCAGCUCGUGCGGAAGACGAGCGCUGUCGCGCCCGAGGUGCUCAAGCAGCACGGCAAGACCAAGAACCCGUACCCGAACGUGGACGCCAGCUCCGGCGUGCUGUUCCACCACUACGGCUUCACCGAGACGCUGUAUUACACGGCUACCUUUGGUGUCUCGCGCGGCUUGGGACCGCUCGCGCAGCUGAUUUGGGAUCGCGCUCUGGGGUUGCCGAUUGAGAGGCCGAAGAGUGUGAACUUGGAGGGGAUACUUAAGCAGGUGGAGGGGCAGUAGUUAAGGUAGAUACUAGAUUAGGAGGGGGGGAAGGGGGCUGGGAUGGGUGAUGUGUAGUAGGGUAAAACGCAGAGAGUGUACCCCGUAGCGUGUGAGCGUAAACAAACGUACCAAAUUCUUACACAUGUCUACUACUCCUUUCGGUGACGGGAGCGUGGUAGGUUGUGGUGAAUUGACCCCUUGAC
Messenger RNA from Chaetomium strumarium, 1646 nucleotides. RefSeq names its product citrate synthase-like protein. The record is from RefSeq and is a predicted model, not a curated record. Lineage: Eukaryota; Fungi; Ascomycota; Sordariomycetes; Sordariales; Chaetomiaceae. Gene Ontology annotation, molecular function: 2-methylcitrate synthase activity. The transcript has 3 exons. Gene Ontology annotation, biological process: carbohydrate metabolic process; tricarboxylic acid cycle. Gene Ontology annotation, cellular component: mitochondrial matrix. Bases 34 to 1461 code for a protein of 475 amino acids.